UCCGUUCAUCGCACGUCACACACCGUUAGUCAGGCAGCUUAGUGAGUGACUCAGCCUGAGUUUUAGUGUGACUGCUGCCUCGAAUUCCGGUGAAAAAAGAGGUGUUUUACCCGUAUGCAGACAACUCAACGUACGUUCUCAGUCUUCAGCAGGUGUCGUUGAAGCUCACCUGCUAAUUACCAUCCCGGUCUUGUCUCAGGCGUAAAAAUAACACGUAAACCCUUCUUCCUUCACUCUCCCUACCCUCCCUCCACCACUAUCCACGUUCCUACCAUUCCUCCCUCACUUCCUAUCCCUUCCUCAUCUACAUUAUCCCAGCAAGAUGAUUGAAAUCAAGGGUCGUGUCGUCGUAUAUAGUAUCCAAGGAUGUCCUCACUGCAAGACGGCCAAAAAGACUUUGAAAGACCAAGGGGUGAACUUCUUCGAUGUUUCCGUCGACAGGUUUCCGACUGUCAGGACCUGGCUGCAGGAAAAAACAGGAAAGACAAGUGUACCGCAGAUAUUCUUCAAUGAGACGUAUGUGGGAGGAAAUGCCGAACUGCAAGACAUCCUACGAGACGAGAAGGAGUGGCAGAAGCUUCUGACGGACAUCCAGGAGAAUAAGGCCAAAGAGGACGAGCUCAUUAUUCCUCACCCUUCAGAGGCCGUUGAAAUAGAAGAGGAUGCAGCUCCUACCUUUACCUGCGAAGACGAUCCUGCAGCUGCCAUCGUUGAGGAGCUAAAGACUUCUGGGGUCCCACGCGACCAACGCAUGUCAAUCUUUUCCACUGCAAAGGAUGCAUUCUCUGGACAGGAUUUCGUAAAAUGGAUUGUGGAAAAGAAGAGCAUGAGUGAAGAGGAAGCCAUAAAAACUGGAACAGAAUUGUUUGAGAAGAAAUACAUCAAGGGGGUACAAGAUAACACAACAUCCUUCUCAAAUGAUGCCAAAGCAAUCUAUAAGAUAAAUGAUGGCCGAGAGUCCACUGCACUUAAUGCUGGACCGACGCAAAACUGCCUGAUUGAGAAUGCCAGUGAUUUCGCGGAAACGCUUAGAAAGUUGAUUAUUCGUCUCUACAAUGACCACAUAUCAACAAGUGGCAAGUCUGUUAACUACAAAGCCAUGAAAGGCACCAAAGACUACAAGGAAUACACCAAAUUGUCUCGAGAACUGCAACGCGUCCCUGUCGAGAAACUGGAUCAGGACGGGAGGAAGGCUUUCUUCAUCAACAUCUACAAUGCUAUGGUCAUCCACUCCACCGUCGAAAAUGGACCUCCGACAAACUGGCUUUCCAGAUUUAAGUUCUUCGAUAAAACAUCCUACAUCAUUGGCGGCCACAGUUACAGUCUCAAUGAAAUUGAACACGGAGUCUUGAGAGCAAAUAAACGUGGCCUGGUCCAGCUGUUCGCACCCUUUGGCAAGAAUGACCCUCGUCGAAAUAUCAGUCUCAUUCAGGUGGAUCCUAGAAUUCACUUUGCCCUCAAUUGUGGAGCAAAGAGCUGCCCUCCCAUCAAGAUAUUUAGUGGAAAGAACAUAAACGACGAGCUACGUAUUGCUACAGAAGCCUACCUGGAGACUGAUGAAGCCUUAAUAGUAGAGGAGGAUCGAGGUGUUGUCCACCUGUCGUCACUCUUGCGCUGGUAUGCCUCGGACUUUGGGGACACCACUGAAGAUAUCUUGAACUGGGUCCACCGCAAUGUGGCUUUCCCAGAGAAGAAGGAAGCACUUCAGAGGGUAAUUGAGUCAAAGAAGUGGAAAGUGCAGAACAUCCCCUAUGAAUGGGGAACUAAUGAAAAUGAUGUCUAAACAGGGUUGUCACAAGUUGGUACCCUUUGAUGUUUUUUGGUUUGGUAUCUAAAUAUUCUUUUUUGUAUGUUUUUUGUUUUUUGGUUGUUUGUUUGUUUGUUUAUGUUGUAGUUUUACUUUUAUUCAUAUGGUCACCUCUAGCAUAUACUCACAUCUUACUUUAAUGAUAUGUUAUGUUGUCUUUUUUGUUUUUUACAUUUCACUUAGAUGACUUUUUCCCUUGAAAUCUUUGUAUUUGAUUCACUCAUUUAUCACAGUUGCAAAUCCUAUUAACUUUUAUCUCCCAAAUCUUCAGGAGUUUGGGUUAAUACCAGUACUAGUCAUCAGAUUACUCUCUUUGAACAUUCCAUAAGCAAUGGCAUUUGUCAGAAUGACAUUUUCAAGGCAAAAUGCUAAUAGGCUUUCACUUUGAACAAAUGAAUGAAAAUAAGAAUAUAUGCAGAUGUAAAAAGAAAAAUAGUAGUAAUAAUACAUAGAGAAUGUGUUAAGCUUGCUCUUUAAGAUAUUUGUUAUAUGCAAAAUUAGAUAAUAACACAGAGGAAUAUUGCAUACUUAACAUUACAGAUAUGCAGCAUAUGCACUUUUUCUCCAGAGAAUGAUCUCUUUGAAAGCUGUGGGAGCCUGUUCCACAACAUAGGUGCCUCCCUUCAUCUCAUGUCUAGUGAUGCGGUGAUAAUACUCCGACUUAAUACAUUUAAGAUACUUCUGCAUGCUAACAUUAUUUAUUACUCUUCUCCAUAAUCUAAUUCACUGUUUACGGUCGUGUAGUUUAGCAGUUUUUGUGCUAUGAUACUUUUUUUUUUUCUUGUUUCCUCCUGAUGCAUGAGAAGUGAUAGUAUGGAACUCAUCAAUGGAGUGAAACAUUAAAAAGAAAAUACGUGUACACUUUACAUGUAUUAGGGUGCUAAGACUGUGAUUGUUUAAAGUAUUAAUGUUGUAUAUGCAUUAAAGCUUCCGUCAGAUUUUUCCUUUUGUUCUGAAGGGCACAGAAGCGGCUUAGUUUUAAAAAUUUACUAAAAAGAAAGCAUUGCAGUUUAACUCAUAAGAUCUGGCUGCUUCGUUCUCAUACAUGGAUGAGAAUCAGUGUGUUAGGCUUACUUUUAUGGCCUCUCUCCCAGGUGUGUAGCUUAUAGGCCCGGCCCACACUCAGUCAUGCCUGGUAUCAAGACUGUUUGUCUCCUCUUUGCAGUAUUAUUAAUUAUUUUUCUGCAAAUAUGUUAUUGCUAUUUUGCCAUUUUGUGGGGUCUGUAUCUGUCAUUUAUGUUGUAUCGAGAUGGUGGCAACAGACAGACAGUUUUUGUUGAGCAAUCACCAUCUUAUCUAAGUAGUUUACACUGCAAUAACAGUAAUGAUAUGUAACUUUGUGGUAUUUGCAUUAUUAAAAAAUGUUUUGGUAUUAUCCAAUAUACCAUGAUACAACCUGCACUGCCAUUAACGACUGACAGGAAUAGGUUUGUGCAAGUGAACAUUAUGGUCUGGCCUCCCUACAAACGGCCCUCUAGUAGGCACAGCUCACACAUGGUACACUCCACCAUCCUGAACUGGUAAAAAUAAUGCAGAAGUCCCUUCCUGAAAGCCUGAGAAGUCUCUCUCCCUCCAAAUACUUUGCGCACUCAUGAUCUGUCCCCAUCACCCACUACUUGGCAAUGUAUUCCAUGGCAAGAUGCUCCAAGUCACCCCAACCCUUAUCCAAAUUUUUCCAUAACAGAACAUUACUGUCAUCUACCCCAUGGCUAAUGGUUAAUGGUUAAAAAAGCAAAUUAAAUCUAAGGCCAUAUAGCACUAUAGAAAAGUACAGUAAAGGAUGGUGAAGGGUGCUAGUUGCUAUGCAUCAACUAUCUAUAGUAAUAUUGAAAGGUUAAGGAUGGGUAAAGGACUUGAGUGAAUGGGUUAAGGUAGGGUUAGGUAAGGGGAUUAGAUCAAGUGAAGGAUAUGUAUGCAUCUGAGGAAGGAGAACAGGUUGUCAAAGCCGAAAGUGUGGGAUUCCGUAAGGAUGUGUGAUAGGUUGGGAGGUUGGUGAAGGGAGGAUAGGUGGGGGAAAGCAGAGGUGUGGGCUGUAGCAAAGCAUAGACAGGAGAACAGAAUAUAUGGAACUGAAAGAGGGACAUUACAAAGGGGAAUUGGGAAUUGGUAUAGGAGGAUGUGUAAGAAAAGUCUCCUGGAGGCAGAUAAUGUAUGGGUUUUAGGAAGGAAGGAUAUGACGAAGGUCAUUGAAUAUUCCAAUUUAGGAGAGCUAUUACUUAGUGGAUCUACGAGUGAUGACGGUUACGGUGCGUUUUGGAGAAUCUGAAGGGGAAGGGGCGAGGGGAUAAGGAAUUAGAGGGAGGGGUGCAGUAUCAGGAGGAGUAUCAGGAGGUGGAGGAUCUGUACCCCUUGGCUAGACUUUUUCAUAACAAGACAUUCCCUUCACCCAGAUUUAAUGGACUGAUGGGUCAAUUCAGGUACUUUCGUAUAAUUUAUCAAUACCUUUAUUGUAUGGGAGUAUAAAUAUUGUACAUUAUUAUCAAUAUGAUUUAUCAAUACAUUUAUUGUAUGGGAGUAUAUAUAUUGUACAUUAUUACAGUGACUCACAGCGCUCAUCCAUCCCAUUCUCCCAACAGAUCUUCUGAAGAUUUCCCUCAGUUUUUAUGUACUUGCAUAAGUUAUUUUGAAAAGUUUUUUUUUUUUUUUUUU
Molecule: messenger RNA, 4456 nt
Organism: Penaeus vannamei (Pacific white shrimp)
Lineage: Eukaryota; Metazoa; Arthropoda; Malacostraca; Decapoda; Penaeidae
Source: RefSeq, a predicted model, not a curated record